GGACACAAAACCUAAUGGAAAGGUGGUCGAGGUUCAGCAGGCUCAGCAGGUUCGAGGGAGUCCGCUCGUGCGACUCGCGAGGAAGCACGGACGAUUCGCAGAGGCAGCGACGGCGGUGGAGGGAGGGGGUGGGGGUGGGCGGUGGGCCCGGCAACAGCAGCCCCGUGGCUAAGUGACCAGAGCGAGCGAGCCUGGGCAACAAAGAGCGCAGAGAGAGGAAAUUAAAAUGGGGAGCAUCGGGCGAAUGUGAUUGCCAGUCAGCGUGCAUUGAGAGUGUUGUGCUUCACGGUGGCGAAUGCGAAGCUCCGUAGCAGCUGCAUUAGUGUUUCUGCCGAGCAUUCUUGAGCGAGCCUGAGUGCUGGAGCUGGGCUGGGCGGUUAUCGGCCACUGUGAGGCCGCUUGGGUUCCAUACUCUGCACGUGGGAUUUGUCCUCGAGAAAUUGCCCUCGAGAGUCAUGGCGAGCUUGGUGAAGCCUUGCUUUCAACCGUGCUCACAGCAGUCGUUGCCUCUGCCUGCACCUGUCCAGCACCAGCAGCCGAGUUGCAGCGCUCGUUGUGGGGGUUUUCGAGUUUUCGAUACCGACUGGAAGAGGUUGAAGCAGGAGCAUCAGCGACCGAGCAGGCUAGCAACAGCGAAUCGGCAUUGGAGUGUUGCAAGCCUGCAAAAGACGGGAAGUGCUGGAAAUGUUGCAGCCGUGACUGCCAAUGUUGACCAGGAGACUCGAAGAAUUUCACACCUCUUCGAAGGGCUGAGGAAGGAAGGGAAGGUGGCGCUGAUUCCCUACUUAACUGCUGGAGACCCGAAUCUGGAGACGACUGCGAAAGCCAUCAGGCUGCUUGACCGGCUCGGAUGCUCCAUUAUUGAGCUCGGAAUUCCAUACUCUGAUCCUCUGGCUGAUGGCCCCGUUAUUCAGGCAGCCGCGACCAGGGCACUUGGUGGAGGCACCAACCUGGAAUCUGUACUCGACCUGAUGCGAGAGGUAGUUCCUCAAAUCAAAGCUCCCAUUGUGUUGUUUAUUUACUACAAUCAGCUCUUGAAAAGAGGGGCGGAAAAAUUUGUGCUAGAAGCCCUGGAAGCGGGAGCCUCAGGAAUUGUUGUACCUGAUCUUCCUUUAGAAGAGACAGCCAAGCUGAGGCGACUGACUGGUGCCGUGGGUCUAGAGUUGGUACUUCUGACUACACCAACCACACCAAAGGAGCGCAUGCAUGCUAUAACUGAAGUUUCGCAGGGUUUUGUUUACCUGGUGAGUCUCACUGGUGUAACUGGCGCUCGUGCUAACAUCGAGUCUCGCGUUGAAGAUCUUUUGAAAACCAUUAAAGAGGUCACAGACAAACCUGUUUGUGUCGGUUUUGGCAUCUCAAACGGUCAACAAGCUCGACAGAUUGCAGAAUGGGGUGCAGACGGUGUUAUCAUCGGCAGUGCCGUUGUCAAGCUUCUAGGCGAAUCUGGUACUCCAGAGCAAGGAUUGCAAGCAGUUGAGGAAUUUAUUGUCGAUGUUCAGAAUUGUAUUGCUCAACGAAAGCGAUGACGCCUGCAAAAUAUAGUUCAUAUAUUCAACUUAGGACUCUGAUUCAGGCAGAAACCGGUUCUAGUUUUCGCCGGGCUCUGCUGCCUAGAUGCGGCCAAGCGAUCUUCACUCUGACUUGAACUAUGACGCGCGGCUCGGUCGUCGAGAGGUGCUGAGAUGUCGGUGAAAAGUUUGAGGCUGCCCUAAGUUUUUGAAAUUGAGCAUUUUUUUGAUGUGUGGGUGCCACUUGAUAUCUAUCAUCCUCAGAGAGGACAACGCAGAUGGAAGAUCUGCCUGUCUGAAGCAAUUAUAGGAAUCAUUUAUUUGUACCUGAUGCCGGCCCAAAUCAAUAAACUUAUCGCUUUCUGUUGCCCG
Marchantia polymorpha subsp. ruderalis is the source of this 1883-nucleotide messenger RNA. The record is from the annotation of a GenBank genome assembly. NCBI's taxonomy places the organism in Eukaryota, Viridiplantae, Streptophyta, Marchantiopsida, Marchantiales, Marchantiaceae.